Messenger RNA from Lycium ferocissimum, 5551 nucleotides. RefSeq lists its product as uncharacterized. The transcript has 4 exons. The record is from RefSeq and is a predicted model, not a curated record. The coding region runs from base 126 to 5231 and encodes 1701 amino acids. NCBI's taxonomy places the organism in Eukaryota, Viridiplantae, Streptophyta, Magnoliopsida, Solanales, Solanaceae.
AUAAAUUCCUCAAAAGUUGAAACACAUUCUCUCAUUGCACUAAAAAUUACUUGUCUAUUUCUCUACUUCUAUAAGCACAAUCAUAUAUUACGAGUAGUAUUUUGAGGUGAGUGAGAAGAGUGAUAAUGGGGACAGCAAAAGAGCACAUAGAAGAAAUAAGGAGAAGCAAAUUCUCAAUAGGAGGUGAAACAAAUCCACUAACAGAGGAUCUUCAUCAGGCUGUUAAAAAUCUCUCUGCUGAGCUCUAUGCUAAGGAUGUUCAUUUCCUCAUGGAACUCAUCCAGAAUGCAGAGGAUAACGAGUAUGACAAAGGCGUUGAUCCAUCACUGGAAUUUGUAAUAACUUCUAAAGAUAUUACUGAGACUGGUGCUCAAGCAACCCUUUUGAUAUUCAAUAACGAGAAAGGUUUCUCUCAUAAGAACAUUGAGUCCAUAUGCAGUGUUGGACGUUCCACUAAGAAAGGCAAUCGCAAGCAUGGCUACAUAGGUGAAAAAGGUAUUGGAUUCAAGAGUGUGUUUCUCAUCACUGCUCGGCCCUACAUCUUCAGCAAUGGGUAUCAGAUACGAUUCAACGAGGAACCUUGCCAGCACUGCAAUGUAGGCUAUAUUGUACCUGAGUGGGUGGAAGCAAACCCAACUCUGUCAGUUAUAAGCCAAAUCUAUGGGUCUUCUGCUACUCUUCCAGCCACAACUUUAGUGCUACCACUGAAAUCCGACAAGAUGAAACCUGUUAAGCAGCAGCUUUCCAGAAUUCAUCCUGAAGUUCUUCUAUUUCUUUCGAAGAUAAAGAAGCUCUCGGUCAGGGAACACAAUGAGGAUCCCAGGCUUAAUACAGUCAGUGCCAUUUCCAUUUCUAGGGAGACUGAUUUUGUUAAGAAGAAGAACAUUGAUGCUGAAUCCUACCUGCUCCAUCUCUCAGCUGAUGAAAAAUCUGGUCUGGGGGAAUGCAGUUACUACAUGUGGAAGCAGAAGUUUCCUGUCAAGCGGGAGCAUAGAGUGGAUAGAAGAAUGGAAGUUGAUGAGUGGGUAAUCACUUUAGCUUUUCCCAAUGGAGAGCGCCUCAACAGGGGAACAAGCUCUCCUGGGAUUUAUGCUUUUCUUCCCACGGAGAUGGUCACGAACUUCCCUUUCAUAAUUCAGGCAGAUUUUCUUCUAGCAUCGUCAAGGGAGACAAUCCUUCUAGAUAACAUAUGGAACCAGGGCAUUCUUGACUGCGUCCCUACAGCUUUUGUCAAUGCUUUCACAUCACUUGUGAGAGCUAAUGAAAGAGCUCCUGUUUCUUCUCUGACUCAUAUGUUUGGCUUUUUGCCAGUCAAUGAAUCUCCUUUUCCAAUUCUUAAUGGCGUGAGAGAUUCCAUUAAAGGAAAACUGCUGGAUGAAAGUAUCAUUCCGUGCGAGUCAUACAUGGAACAGCAAUUCUUCCAGAAACCCAGUGACGUUGGUAGGCUGUUUCCUGCUUUCUGGAAUCUGCUGAACAAGGCGAGGAAGCAGGGGGUGGUAUUGCAUAACAUCUCAUCGCAUGGAAGAUUCAUUGUGAACUCAGCUUUUGAUAAGGAGAUGUACAACCAUAUAUUAAACUUUCUGGAAGUGAAGCAAGUUGACAAUGGAUGGUAUGCAAAGUGCAUUCAGAGUUCCAAUCUUGUUUUGGGAGUCUCCGAGGAUGUUUACCUGGAACUUUUAGCAUUUGUUGCUGAGAAAUGGCUGUCUUCUUUCAAGACAACUGAGAUGAUGAACAUACAACUUUUGAAAUAUGUUGAUUUUGAUGAUGAUGUUGCUUUGUGUAGCAUAUAUGAGGCAUUGAAUGGUGAUCAUUCAUUGCUUUUGUCUCGUGAGUCUGGUCACAUCUAUUGGCUGAUCAACUGGAACUCAGAAUUUCGUUUUGCCAAUCACCUCUUCUUUGCCAAAUCAACACAAGAAAAAGUCCGGAGUCAUUCUAAAUGCAAGACGGUUUUGGAUUGGCUUAAAGAUGAGGCCAAUGUGUGCAGUGUGAAUGUGCACGACUAUGCUCUUCUGCUUCUUAAGUCACACAGUUAUGAUAGAAAAAUUGUUGUGGCUCUGACCCACUUCUUACAUCAGUCCCUCACAAGAAACUAUUUAUCUAGAGAACAAGUUGCUGCUUUAUGCAGUAAACUGCGGCUCGUUGAUAACUAUGGACAGGUCACCAGACGGAGGAAAGGGAUACUGGUGCCUGCAAAUGGUAGCAAAUGGGUGCAGUUGGUUGGUUCAAACCUGUGGAGGCACAAAGGCUAUGUUGAGCUCGGGGAAGAUUAUUUGCAUUCUGGCAGCUAUGCUGGAGUUUCUACCAGCGAAAAACAGCUUCUCGAAUUUCUCAAGGACAAUGUUGCAGCUAUGGACAUUCCUGACCUACCCCCUCCUGAUGCAGCGAUUUCUAGUAUGUCUUCUCCUCUAACCAAGGAGAAUGCAUUGCUGCUGUUGGAAUGGAUUCGUAAUAUGAAAAGGAACAAGGUUUCCUUGCCAACAAGGUUCUCGAGCUGCAUAAGGGAGGGAAGCUGGCUGAAGAUAUCACUGAGUGGUAGCCCUGGUUACAGGCCUCCAUCAAAAUCAUUCUUCCAUAAUUCAUCAUGGGGACAUGUGCUGCAGAAUGGAUCAGUUCUUGUAGAUAUUCCAUUAGUUGAUCAGGAGUACUAUGGCAGUGAACUGAAACAGUACAAGAAGGAGUUAAGCACAGCGGGCGUCAUGUUUAAAUUUAAGAAGGCAUGUAAAUAUAUCGGAGAACAUUUUAUGUCUCUGGCAACUAAUUCUACUUUAACCAAAGGCCACGUGGUGUCAAUCCUCAAUUUCAUCAAGUAUCUAAGGGAGAAAUAUCUUUCCCCCGAUACCUUUAUCAAUAGCAUCAAUGAUAGAAGGUGGUUGCGCACUACUCAAGGUGCGAAGAGCCCCCGGGAGUCUGUUUUCUUUGACAGUGAGUGGAAUGCUGCCUCACAGAUCAGUGACAUCCCAUUUAUUGACCAUAAUCAUUAUGGGGAUGAGAUUCUCAAAUUUAAAGCAGAACUGAAGCUGCUUGGAGUUGUGUUUGGUUUCAAUCAAAAUUACCAGCUCGUUGUUGACAACCUGAGAUCUCCAGCACGCAUAGGUUGCCUGAGUUCUGAUGCUUUGCUCUUGAUACUGAAUUGCAUUCGCAAUCUGAGGUUAUCUGACAAAAUAUGCCGGGCACUUAGGGAUAGCAGAUGCAUGAAGACCAUAAACAUGGGGUAUAAAUGUCCGAAUGAAUGCUUUUUGCUUGAUCCUGUGUGGGGCUGCCUGCUGCAGGUUUUCGGCAGCUUUCCUGUUAUUGGUACAAAUUUCUACGGAAGCACUAUCUUGUCAUAUAAAAGCGAGUUGCAUAAAUUAGGUGUGGCUGUUUCUUUUGAUGAGGCCACUCAAGCUUUUGUUUCUGUUUUUAAGCAGCAGACGGCGAAAUGUUCUUUAAACAAGGAUAGUGUGCUUUCCCUUCUUGCCUGCUACAGAAAGUUGAAGCCAACUAGCUUUAAAUUUCCUUCAGAUCUUAAGAGCUGCAUUCAAGAGGUCAAGUGGUUGCGAACUCGAAUUGGUGAUAAAGCACCUAAAGACUGCAUACUCUUUGAUUCAGCUUGGGAAUCUAUCUCUUCAAUCUCUCUGUUGCCUUUUAUCGAUGAUAGUGAGGCUCGGUACGGAAGGAGCAUUCAUGAGUACAAGGAUGAACUUAAGAGUAUGGGAGUUACGGUGACAUUUGCAAGUGGGGCAAAGUUUGUUCCUGCAAGCCUUCGAUUACCUGAAGACCCUAGCGCCAUUACUGUUCCAGUGGCAUUCUCAUUGUUUGAGUGCUUACGGAAGUUGGAGCAUGAUGAUGUUCAGAUUGCUAAUUUGCGGUCUAAACUUGCUAGAAAAUGGAUGAAGACGAAUGCUGGUUACAGGUCUCCAGAUAAGUGCUUAUUGUUUGGUCCCCAGUGGAAUCCUAUCUUACAGCCAGAAGAUGGUCCUUUCAUCGAUGAUAAAUUUUAUGGUUCGAACAUAGGAAAAUAUGAGAAAGAGCUCAUGUCUCUUGGUGUUGUGGUUGAAAUUGGAGAUGGAUGCUCAUUGCUUGCUGAUUACCUUGAUUGCCACUCCAGCAGCAUUACUAUCACUAGGAUCUGUAAGUACUUGAGCAAGUUCAACUGGGAGCCAACUAAAGAAGGUCCUAGAAACAUAUGGAUUCCAAAUGGUGAUAACGAUGGAGAGUGGGUAAAUCCUGAUGAUUGUGUUCUGCAUGACAAAAGUGGUUUCUUUGGCCUACAGCUGCAUGUUCUUGAGAAGCAUUAUGACAAGGAGCUGCUCAGUUUCUUCUCCAAAUUAGGUGUCAAAAGCAAUCCUUCUCUUGAUUAUUUUCACAGGCUUUGGAAGUCAUGGGAAGAUGCUGGGCGCAGUUUGUCACAAUCAGAGUGUCAACCUUUCUGGGAGUUCACUGUGAAGCACUGGAGCUCAAGAACCGAGAACUUCCUAUCUGAGAACUUGUCUAAACUUCCUGCAGGUUCAGGCUUGAAGGGAAUUUUAAUGCUUGACAAACGUGAUGUUUUUAUUGCAGAUGAUCUCUAUCUGAAGGAUUUAUUUGAACAGUCUUCUUCUCAUCCCUUGUUCGUUUGGUAUCCACAACCAAGCUUGCCAUCUUUGCCUCGGCAGAAGCUGCUUGAAAUUUACGGCAAAAUUGGUGGACGUAAUUUGUCUGAAUCUGUUCAAAAGAAAGGCCUGUCUUCUGUUAAUUGUGAUGGACUUGAGCAGGUGCUCCCAGAAGAAAUCUUCAUUGGGAGGGGUUUGUUUAAGUUAAUUCUUGGCUUCCUUGCUGAUCCUUCACUCCAAAUGGAAGCGCAGAAGAGACAUGAAGCUCUUAAAUGCCUCAUGGAUGUUAGUAUUUUUGAGACAUUAGAACCAAUAACCAUGGAUUGCAGUCUGUCACUUUCUACUGGAGAAGUUCUGAACGUGAAAGUGAGCCGUAUGAUGUGCUGGGAAAGAGAAAGUUCAAAGAUCUUUAUACAGAGGCUGGACAAAUCAGGUGGUCACAAGUGCAAGCUUGAGUACGCUACAUAUUUCUCCGAGGUAGUUGCUGAGGGAAUUCUAAGGGAGAAGGAAGAUAAUUUUCACCAACUGGCUGAAUUGAUCAAGUUGGGUUUCAUCCUGGAGUUUGAUGAGGCAGCUGUUGGGUUCUUGAUGAAAACAAAGAAUCUGCAGAUAUUUUUGGAGGAUGAAGAAUUCCUUUCCUCUGCCUUCUCUUCUGAAUAGGGAGGGAGACAUUGUUUUGAAUGGUUAGGAAGAACUUUUUGGCUGGAUGAAGCCCUCUGUCGAGUUGCCGAAUGAAAUUUCUGGUGUUUUCUGGUCAUGCGUGAGGUCUCUUGCACGAAGAUUUGAUCUUUUGUUAUAAGUCCUUGCUAGUGUUAAUGCCCUUUGUUUGUAUUUAGCUGCUCUAAGGUUCUCUGUGUAAUCUUCUUAAUUUGCACUUAAGAUACAAUUGCUGAAAAAGCUUUGUUCCUCCGUUCCAUUUUUUUGAGGUUGGUCCUCUAUAUCUUCUUUCUGUUCUAUUGCAAUGAAAAUCAUUUUCUCUA